AUACCAGGGACAAUGGACAGGAGGGAUGCGACAUGGAUAUGGUGUACGUCAGAGUGUACCCUAUGGCAUGGCAACUGUGAUACGUUCACCCCUCCGAACGUCUCUAGCUUCACUUCGAAGUGAGCAGAGCAACGGCACUGUUCUGCAUGAUGUCACUUCAGACAGUCCGGCUGGAACAAGAGGAGGUUUUGUGCUCAAUUUUCACAGUGAUCCAGAAGCCAUGGGCAUUAAGAAAAAAGGAGGCUUAUUCAGAAGAGGUUCCCUUCUUGGUAGUAUAAAACUUAGAAAAUCUGAAUCUAGGUCAUCGAUAUCUAGCAAACGGAGCUCCGUCAGGAGCGAUGCUGCCAUGAGCAGAAUUAGUUCCAGUGAUGCCAACUCUACAAUUAGUUUUGGAGACGGUGACUGUGAUUAUUGCCCUAUGGAAGACCAUGUUGAUGCCACCACUACAGAAACCUAUAUGGGUGAAUGGAAGAAUGAUAAGCGCAGUGGUUUUGGUAUUAGCGAGCGUUCAAAUGGUAUGAAAUACGAAGGAGAAUGGCUAAAUAACAGGAGGCAUGGAUAUGGAUGUACCAUGUUUCCAGAUGGCACCAAAGAAGAAGGAAAAUACAAAAAUAACGUUUUGGUCCGUGGAAUAAGAAAGCAACUUAUACCAAUACGAAACACAAAAACUAGAGAAAAGGUGGACAGAGCAAUAGAGGGUGCACAGCGAGCAGCUGCCAUGGCAAGAACCAAAGUGGAAAUUGCAACUUCAAGAACUGCACAUGCAAGAGCUAAAGCUGAUGCUGCGGAUCAGGCUGCUCAGGCUGCUCGCCAGGAAUGUGAUAUUGCAAGAGCAGUUGCCAGAGAACUUUCACCAAAUUUCUACCAACCAG
Messenger RNA from Tauraco erythrolophus (red-crested turaco), 872 nucleotides. The record is from RefSeq and is a predicted model, not a curated record. NCBI's taxonomy places the organism in Eukaryota, Metazoa, Chordata, Aves, Musophagiformes, Musophagidae.